GUGUGUGGGGGGUGGUGGCGGCUGAGAAGCUAGGAUGGAUCAUUAAGUGUGUGAAGGUGGUGAGGGAAGGUUGUAGCAGCUGCUCUGGACCAUUGCUGUCUGCGUGUUCGUAUCUUCUUAUUUACCAGCAGACAGUCAAGGUUGAGAGGCUGCUCCACACGCUUGUUGCAGCCAGUCUGAGAGCGAUAGUUCCUGACAUUGAUGACGUUUUAAAGUAACCAAGAAGUCCAGUGCCGGAUAUAAGAAUGCUAGAGGGCUUUAGAUGGGGAAAACCUGUAUUAUAGGAAGUUUGACCCUCGGUGGUACUUGAUGAAGCACCAUUGUGGGGUCUUCUACGUGGAACCUCGUAUAGUCUUCCCUGAAAUACAGCAUGUCAGCAGACUCGAAUGCACAGACACUGAUCACUAACUAGAAUGUAAGGCUGUCAGGUAAGCCUUAUGGAGGUCAGCAUUAAGGCUCCUCCUGCAUCCCUCAGUUUGGUGAGGGAUGAGACGCACGUAAACAAAGAUUUGUGGUUCAAAACAUUUGUCAGUAUCUUUGAAGGCGGUGGGAUUCCAGGACUGCUGCAGUAAACACUUGUGAAGGGAAUUCUACGCGAGCUGAGAAUAGAGAUUACAGUAUGAAAAGUAUUGAUUGAAUCCAGUGUUAAUGUUCAGUACUUUGUUCUGUAGUGUAUGAAGUCCGGUGUUUAACUUAAACAAGCUUCUAUUAUUAUUAUUAGCAUGGACUGAUGAGUCCAUAUUAAUAAAGAAUUUCACUAGUUUCUUGUUAACACCCUAACAGUGCAAGAAACAUUUCAUCACUAUCUUGCCUACUGGACGCGCUGAGGGGGUGGAAGUUCGGAUAUAGAAGGUCCUGGUUGUGGUGGCCAACAGUAAACACGAACGUGAAGAAGCUAAGCCAGAGAUGUCAUCACCAAAAUCUCCUAAAUCAGCACUCAGCAAGAUAGGACUGGGACGACCCCGGCCUCUCAGGAUCCUGGUUCUGGGACAGUCUGGCGUCGGCAAGUCAGCUUUGGUAGUAAGAUAUAUCACCAGGAGGUAUAUCGGGGAGUAUGACCCAUGCCUGGAGCGGAUCUACCCACACAUGGCUGUCAUUGACGGAGAAACGCUGGCGUUAGAGAUACUAGACUCUGCUGGACAGUCACAUGAGACAGACAGCGUGCGUCUUGAAGCUAACAUCCGCUGGGCUGACGUCUUCGUCUUAAUGUACUCGGUGACUGACAAGUGCAGCUUCGAUGACUGCAACAGACUCAAGUUUCUCAUCAACUACAACAAGCGCAAGAGACGCAUACCCAGCCCGACCUCCAAGGACGGGUGUUGGGAGGUACCAGUGGUGUUGGUGGGAAACAAGAAGGACCAGUCUGGAGACAGGAUGGUCGACACUCAGGAGGGUUUCAAGCGCAGCAGAGACAUAGGCUGUCAAGCCUUCCAUGAGGUCUCCGUCAGAGAGAGCAUCGAUGAGGUGUCAUGGGUCUUCGAGGACACUGUUCGGUACUGGCGCGAAGUAGUGAAAACCCCGAAGCUUCGCCGUGCCUCCUCCGAUUUGCAUGACCUCCCCACUGAGCCUCACAAAGCUGUCCAUCCCCCCGGCAGUGUUCCAGACUCACCAUCAGAGUCACGGUGGGUGUCGCUGGUACUACGUAUGCGUGGACGGAAGACAUCGCAGGAGAGCCCAGAGACGGAGGCUGGUCCUCAAGAGCAGCCCUUCAGGAGUCGUGCCUCCACCGACGGUCACCUCCACCAACGUCGCCUCUACAAGCUCAGGAUGAGCCUCAACCUUCGGGCUUUAAACCUCCGUGAGAGGAGGAUGAGCAUUGCCAUGCGGGGUGCUACGUGUGGAUUUUGAGUAUUACAUUAUCUGAGAAGUGCUACACCCUCAAUACCCUGGAUAAUGGGGGUAAUCAGGUUUGAUCCAAAUGGGAGGGUACCUUAAAUUCCUUGGAUAAAGGGACUUUCAUAAACAUCAAGGCAACCCUCUCCCCUCUUCAAGGAAUCUUACC
Messenger RNA from Cherax quadricarinatus, 2002 nucleotides. Its product is annotated as ras-related and estrogen-regulated growth inhibitor. Lineage: Eukaryota; Metazoa; Arthropoda; Malacostraca; Decapoda; Parastacidae. Gene Ontology annotation, molecular function: GTPase activity; GTP binding. The record is from RefSeq and is a predicted model, not a curated record.